Molecule: messenger RNA, 2679 nt
Organism: Conger conger (European conger)
Lineage: Eukaryota; Metazoa; Chordata; Actinopteri; Anguilliformes; Congridae
Gene: nrros
Product: negative regulator of reactive oxygen species
Exons: 3
Coding region: 582-2657 (691 amino acids)
Molecular function (GO): protein binding
Source: RefSeq, a predicted model, not a curated record
UGUACCAGGCAGGUUUUUGUGGUCCUGACACUCUACGCUUCACACUGUAGGCUGACUUAAGCAAUGUAAACGGUUCCUCUCCGAUGCAAAGUUUUUUUUUCCCCGAGAGAAUUAUUCACGAUGCCAGGAUAGUGUCGUGAAUUAUAUUGUAAUUAAAUGUGAAUUUAUGCAAGCAAUUAAACGAACAGAGAAUUGAUUCUGGUUUAGUAAUUAAUUAUUUUUUGAAACCGUUAAAGACUAUCGCCUAUAGGCUACCAGUGAAAUGUCUAGAUUAUUCAGACAGAAGGGAGAAUUUCCUGAUAGUGAAUCUAAUUUAGGCUGUGGCUGCUGAGGAACUCGCCAGAUCUGACCUCGCUUUUGGAGCUUGUAUGAUCUUGACAGUUCAUGUGACUUAGUUUCCGCUGCUUGCUUGCUUCCGCAAAUACAAUAUUAAUCCCAACAAGAGGCAGAUAACGAGUCCCAGCACAUCUUCGAACAAGCACCCUGCCUCAGCGGUCAGUUGGGGGUGCAAGCCAUGGUUGCGGGUUCAGCCGUCGGUGGCGUGGAGGUUCCUUACCAACGCUUCUGCUAAUGGUGUUAAGAUGCCCCUCGCCGGCUUCUCCUCCAUGCUGUGUUUUAACUUGUGGCUGAUGUGGAACCUCUUGACUCCAGCUUCCUGUCAAUCACUUAAGGGACCUUGUAGACUGGCUUCACAGAUUGCCCUUUGCAACAAUUGUCGGCUUUCGUCUGUGCCAAGAGACCUACCUGGCAACAUCGCAGAGCUUCAGCUAAACAACAACAGUAUCAGAACAUUGCAGCACAAACGUCUCUCUGGGUAUCCUGCUCUCCGCAUCCUGAGAUGUGCAGGCAACUUACUGGACACUAUCGAGUCAGACGCGUUCCUCAGCACAAGACAUCUAGAGAGCCUCAGUUUGGCUGAUAAUAACCUUUCUAAAGGGUACUCACAGACUGGCCUGGCCUUGCGUGCACUGACCAAGCUGAGGACACUGGACCUUUCAGGGAAUGGGCUCACAGAGGAAAAGGCUUCCUUUGUUCUGGAGAACUUGACCUCACUAGAGUACCUGUCUCUCUCCAGGAAUGUCAUGCUGAGACUGGACACAGAUAUUUUCCGUGACCUUCACCAGCUCAGGGAACUGAACCUGGAGAGAAAUAUGCUCUUUGAGAUAGAUGGUGCCUUUGACCACUUACAGAAGCUUCAAAGACUCAAUUUGGCCUUCAAUAGCUUGCCAUGCCUGGUGAACUUUCAACUUACUCAGCUGGUGGAGCUGAAUGCCAGUCACAAUGGUAUUGAGUUGUUCACCUCCCAGCAGGACAUGAGGGAAACAUUCCACUUAGAGACCCUCGAUCUCUCAGACAACAAGCUUUUCUUCUUCCCUUUUCUGCCUACCCACAGCCACAUUCGGAACUUGCUGCUGUCUAACAAUAGGGUGAGUUUUUAUGAGCACCUUUUAGACAAUAGCUCUGCAAAUUGGGACACCACAGUUCAGUUUUUUAAUCUUAAUGGCAAUGCGAGCAAUGUUACAGUCAAACUGUGGGAUGAGAGUCUUUAUGGGGGCAUCUCCACCAUGGACCAUCUGGACCUGACUGGGAACCAGGUGAUCCACCUCCCACAGGGAUUCUUAAGUAAAAUGCCAUCUUUAUCAAGACUGAAAUUGGGAACAAACUGUAUGGAAUCCCUGGACCUAUCUUCAGGGGAAUUCCCAAGUUCACUUUAUGAGUUGGACAUGAGCAAUAACAGGCUAACUACUCUCCAAGGUAACCAAAGCACAUUGCAUAAACUGAGCAACCUGACACAUCUGUAUCUGAGUCUCAAUUACCUACAGGUACUACCUCCCAGGUUGUUCUCUGCCCUACCUAACAUUGGCACAGUGGAUCUGAGUUAUAAUAGAGUAUGUAUCUGCUCCUUAGAGAAUAACACCACUCCAGAAUACUCUGAUUGUGCUGUUUGGAGCAACAUUGUGUCUCUGAGACGACUUUACCUGGCAGGGUGCAGCCUUAAACACUUGCCGUCCACUGCCUUUGAGAGGACAUCCAUAACACACCUGGACCUGUCAAACAACCCAGAAAUCAUCAUACAGCAAGAUGCAUUGGCAGGUCUUGGCAGUACCUUGCAGUAUUUAGACCUAGGAAACACUGGUCUUCACAACUUUGACUUUACUCCGUUCCGCUACUUAAAGUCUUUAAACAUUUCUAGCAAUUACAUUUUCAAGCUCCCAGGUUCCCUGUUGAAACUUGACCUUACGUUGCUUGACCUGAGGAACAACAGGCUGACAACCAUCCCAACUCGGCAGGCUAACAUGAUUGCCCAAAGGGUUCAGACUCUUUUCAUUGGAGGAAACCCGUUCAACUGCUGCCUGUUGGACUGGUACGGAACAUUUGAGGCAGCAAAUGUGAUAAAUAUCGAAGACUGGGCAGAUGUGACCUGUCAUUAUUUCACACCUGAAGCAUACAGAGUGGAACUUAUAGAUGGGCAGGUGUGUGGGAGCAGUGUUAGAGGUCCCAUUGGGAUAUAUACUGUAUUCUUGAUUCUGAUUGUGCUUCUGGUGAUAGGCAGCUCUGUAAUUAUCUAUUAUAAGGGAUAUAAAAAAGGCAUAUUAUUAGGUAAAAUUAAAUAUUGCACACACACACAUACACACACAAGCAUAAUGUAUAAAUAAAGAAUGCAGUUUCUGUACACAU